Molecule: messenger RNA, 1152 nt
Organism: Penicillium canescens
Lineage: Eukaryota; Fungi; Ascomycota; Eurotiomycetes; Eurotiales; Aspergillaceae
Product: mandelate racemase/muconate lactonizing enzyme family protein
Exons: 2
Coding region: 1-1152 (383 amino acids)
Biological process (GO): D-galactonate catabolic process; amino acid catabolic process
Molecular function (GO): galactonate dehydratase activity
Source: RefSeq, a predicted model, not a curated record
AUGGUGAAGAUCAAGAGCAUCGAAUACUUCCGAGUCUUGCCUCGAUGGCUCUUCGUCAAGAUCACUGACGAAGAGGACAAAUAUGGCUGGGGCGAAAGUACCCUUGAAGGUCACACCGAGGCCGUGGAAGGCACCUUGAACGCCCUAUGCAAAAGAUUCGAGGGCUACGAAGCCGACAACAUCGAACACAUCUGGCAAAUGGCAUGGCGCCUCGGUUUCUACCGCGGUGGCCCAGUCUUCAUGUCAGCCAUCUCCGGCAUCGACAUUGCCCUGUGGGACCUGAAGGGCCGCCGUCUAGGCGUACCAGUGUACCAACUUCUAGGCGGCAAAGUCCGCAACAAGCUCUCAGUCUACGCCUGGAUCGGCGGAGACCGUCCUGCAGAUGUUGGCGAAGCCGCGAAGGCCCGCCUAGCGCAGGGAUUCAAGGUUGUCAAGAUGAAUGCAACUGAGGAUGUCAACUGGCUUGACUCUCCAAGUGUAUUGGACUCCAGUGUUGAGCGUCUGAAGACUGUUAAGGCGCUUGGCAUGGACGCGGCACUCGAUUUCCAUGGCCGUCUCCACAAGCCAAUGGCUAAGCAACUAGCCAAGGCGUUGGAGCCACACCGUCCACUUUUCCUCGAGGAACCGCUUCUUUCGGAACAUCCCGAGGGAAUCAAGCAACUCUCCGAGCAGGUUUCUUGUCCUAUCGCCCUUGGUGAGAGGUUAUAUAGUCGCUGGGAUGUUAAGCGGUUCCUGGAAGAUGGUAGCGUGGAUGUUCUACAGCCUGAUAUCAGUCACUGUGGUGGUAUAUCGGAACUGCGCCGCAUCGCCAAUAUGGCGGAGACGUACGAUGUUGCUAUUGCGCCUCAUUGUCCGCUGGGACCUAUUGCACUGGCUGCUUGUAUGCAGGUGGAUCUUUCAAUUUCCAACUUUGUCAUUCAAGAGAUGGGCAUCGGAAUGCAUUAUAAUCUCGACGCUGGUGAAUAUGAUAUCACUAGCUAUGUCAAGGACCCGAAGGUGUUUAAUGUGCGGGAUGGGUACGUUGAGGCUUUGAAAGCUCCUGGGCUGGGGAUUGAAGUGGACGAGGAAGUCGUUCGACGUGUGGCUCAGAACACUCCUGCUUGGCAGCCAAAGGAGUUUUUUGGUCCUGAUGGGUCUAUUCGAGAGUGGUAA